This is a messenger RNA of Musca domestica (house fly), 635 nucleotides long. RefSeq lists its product as uncharacterized. The transcript is spliced from 2 exons. NCBI's taxonomy places the organism in Eukaryota, Metazoa, Arthropoda, Insecta, Diptera, Muscidae. The record is from RefSeq and is a predicted model, not a curated record. Bases 81 to 587 code for a protein of 168 amino acids.
UGUAGUACCACAAAAGUUAACCAAAUGCAAUCGAAUAAUCAUUUACGUAUCGCUUUCUCGCAGUGGAAGACUUCCACAAAAUGGCCUUCCUAAUAACACUGGUGACACCUCUACUCUUAGUUGGAUUCAUGUUCUCCCCCACUGUUGUGACAUCUCGCUCCACAAAGGAUGAUGGCAUCAGACACGUUGAAGUUUAUCAUAAAUUUAAAAAUUUCCUCACCGACGUUCAGCCCAUUAUUAAAGCUGUUCUCAAGGACAUGCCUCCGGGCGAUAGCUACAAUAAAUAUCGCCAGGAUUUGGAGGGCAUUUUAAAGCGAAUCAAUGAUAAAUCGGCUGGCCAAUUGUGUUUUGAUAAACAUUUCAGUAACUUAGAUGAAUUGGUGGAGCUAAUGAAGAACUAUCGCCAAACGGAUGCUACCGAAGAAGCAAAAGCAGUUUUGAAACUAAUCGUUCAACAUGGUUUUCGUAAAUAUUUAAGCCAGCAAUGGUUUCGUUUGAAAAAAAUCGAUCUGCCGAAAUAUAAGGAGAGUGUUGAAAAAUUAGACAAGACCGAUGAAAAAUACAAGGUAUUUUCGGAGAAGUGUUAAUGCAUAAAUAAAGUUAUGUGGAGAAUUCGGCAAUUCUCUAAAAAAAUC